Molecule: messenger RNA, 3286 nt
Organism: Hylaeus volcanicus
Lineage: Eukaryota; Metazoa; Arthropoda; Insecta; Hymenoptera; Colletidae
Product: serine/arginine repetitive matrix protein 2-like
Exons: 11
Coding region: 1-2982 (993 amino acids)
Molecular function (GO): mRNA binding
Source: RefSeq, a predicted model, not a curated record
AUGUACAAUGGGAUCGGAUUACCAACACCUCGUGGGUCUGGAACAAGUGGAUAUAUACAAAAAAAUUUAUCACAUUUAAAGCCAAGACGAACUGAUUUUGGAAAAACAGAGCUUCUUGACAGCGAAAAUGAGCAUGGACGCUUAUCGCAACCUGUUAAGUUACGUAAACCCAAUGCAGAUUUACUCGAUCACGAAAGGCGUAGACAAGUUGAAAUUAAAUUAAUAAGCUUUGUAGAGAACUUGUGUAAUAAAAUUGAUGAUGAGGAUCUUAUAGAACAACAGGUAAAUCAAGAACGUGAGCGUCUUUUACAACUUUUGGAAACUGAAAAGAUUGUUGAACAUAAAAAUAAUAUAUCAAAUAUUGAUACGCACCAAUCUGCAAAACUUAAAGAGAAAGAGUUGGAAAAAUUUCGUGAUGCUUUCAAUAUAGAUCAUAGUGAUAAUAAUAACCUAGAAGAAAGACGACAAAGUGAAACUACAAUCAAUAAAAAUGACCGUAGUUUUAAAAAAGGAAACGAAAAGUAUGCAGAGCGAAAUCGAAAUAAAUCAUCACACUAUCAAGAAGCGUCCUAUAAAACCUAUUCGCGUUCACAAGUUUCUUAUUCAUCUGAACGAUCAUUUUCACGCCAUUCUGAUAACCUUCGUUACGAUUCCAAAGUUCGUUCCAUAUCCAGAAAUCCGAUAAAGAAGAAGAGUAACAUGUCAUCUAGACAUUCCUCAUAUAGGCACUCUAGUUUUGAUGCCCAUAGAUCAUUGUCAAGUAAUAGAAUGCAAAGCCAAAGACACAUUAAUCGAACUCGAUCAAGAAACGAAUCUAGAAACUUGCAAACAAAAGCAAUGGCUCCUGAAUAUAGCGAAUUUGGUAGUGAUAACGCACCCACAGAAAAACUAGAAACGAUAAGAAAGUACAAAAGAAAUGGUAGUCGAAGUUUUGAAAAACAAAAUCGAAAUUGUCAGAUUUCCCCGAAUAGAAGAAAAACUACAUCAUCUUCAAUAGAAGAAGCAUUGCCUUCAAAAAAUCAACGCCGAGUGGCAUCCGUCAUCCACUCAAAAAAAAAAUCCUACAAUUCUUCUUUUUCUACAUCUUCGUCCUCUUCUUUACACAAAAAAUUUGUUUCGUACAGAACACGGGGUUCGUCUGCUACAAAUGAGAAAGCAAGAUAUAAAUCGUUAUCUCGCAACUAUAGAAAUAACUUGAGAGUAAAAAAAUCGAUUUCAAACGAACCUUUUAAAAAGCGAAAAUUUGGAACAACGCCAAAUAAGAAACAUAGAGCUAUGUCAUCAUCAUCGAGAGAGUUUUUUAAAAAAAGACGCACGGACAACAGUGAUAGACAAAAAAUUGAUAAUGUUUCCUGCGAAUCGAUCUUAACAAACAAUAAAAUAAUUAUGAAAAAAACGCAAAAAUUAAGGGAAAAAAACAAAUACAGAUCGGUUUCUUCAAACGGAAAAGCGAGAAUCACUCAUAGUCACUCAGGCAAUAGAUACGACUCUACUCGACCUAUAGAUACAUCGCCGCGAAGAAGACUAUCUACUAAAUCUCGUUCAUCAUGUCGAAGAAAAAAUUCUACAAACUCUUGUUCACGAAUACAACGAAAAAGAUCUACUUUUUCUGCUUCUCCAACGCGGCAAAGAACGUCAUAUCUAUCCUGUUCACCAAUUCAUGGAAGAAGUUCUACUUUUUCUCUUUCACCUGAGCGACGAAGAAAGUAUAGUGUAUCCCGUUCAACAUUACGAAUAAAGAAAUCUAGUCUGUCUCGAUCGCAAGUACGACGAAAAAAAUCUAGUCUUUCUCGUUCACAAGGACAGAAAAGAAAAUCUAGUUUUUCUCGUUCACCACUACUAGAAAGACAAUCUAUAGGUUCCCGUUCGCCGUUGCCGCAAAGAAAAUUCACGUCAUCGCUUCAUGGUAAUAUCAUUAUGAAGGAAAAAAGAAAAAAGCAUCUUUCACCUCACAAUGCGUCGCGUCAGAGUCAAUCUUCUUCUACAUCAGGUUUCAAACAACUCAGUCGACGCCAUACUCAAUUAGAUCAAUCCGAUCGAAGGUCCUAUACGUCGCGAUCAAGGUCUGCUAAAAGAAAAAAGUAUAGAACUGGUUCUACACGUAGACAAAGUACAAGUCCUCGUUUAAAAUUAUACGAGCGACGUAGUCAUCAGACUUACCCACAAUCCCUGUCUAACAGAAAGAAAGAGUCUUAUAUACAUCAACAAUUGACGGACCGAAAGCGUCCUACGCCUGAUUCCGCAAAGCAACAUCCUCAUUCAUUGAAUUUUCGCUCUUUGGAGAAAAUUACAUGUCAAGCUGGUUUUAAAUCACUUUCCUCACAAAGAAAUAGAACAAAUUUACGUUCUAAAGAAAACUUACACCGAGACCUUAUGAUUUCGUCUAGGUCUUCACAAUCCAAAGUACUCAAGGAUUUCAGGUUAUCACCAAAGAAUAAAAAAAAUGCUGUAUCUCGCGUGAAAUCUGUUCGCAACAGUUGUUCUAUAUCGCCAUCAGUGCGUCAUCGGAAAAAAUGUUCAGCAUCUCCGUCCUCUCUACCACGUAGAAACUUGUCUGUUUCUCGUAGUAUGUACUCUCGAACAAAAGUAUCUACUUCACAGUUGCGUUCACGAAGAAGAAACCUUUCAAUAUCUAUUUCAACAUCUGAGAGAAGUGAAACGAAUGCUUCGAAACCAGCAGUACGACAAACAUGCAAAGUUGCCUCGUCGUCUCAAGCAAGAAAACAAAGGUCUAUUUCUUCAUCUUAUGAUCAGCUAAAAAAUUCUGGUCGUCAUUUGAAACAGCAUGAACUAUAUUCAAAACCACAGGACAAAAAUUUUUAUAAGUUUCACUCUUCGUACUCUCCGAGAAAACGUGAAUUGUCGAAUUCCACUGGUCGCCGAAAAAGAGUUUCGGUUUCUCAUUCGCCUUCUAUGGAAUCCAAACUUCUAGAUGUACGUUCAACUAAAGAACGCAAAUCAUCCUUUUCUUCCAAGUUAUGAUUAAAUAAAACGCGUGUUUUAUCUUCAAGAAUUGUAUAAUGCAAAAAAAAAAAAUCUAUGUUUGUUUAUGUAAUUUACAAUAAAAAUAUUAUUCCUUUUUACUAACAAGAAGUAAAAUAAAAGAAAAUUUCGCGUCAGGGAAUUAACGAAUUGUUGUUAACGGUCAUUUGGAGCUUUUUUUAAUUUUCGUUCUUAAAAAAACUUGUACCUUUAAUAAAUUUUCAUGUUUUUUUUAAAUAUAAUAUUGUAGCCAAUAAUAUAUUUCUAUCAUAACUGUGUGCUAUGAUUUCGUUAUGUUCUCGUU